Molecule: messenger RNA, 429 nt
Organism: Strongylocentrotus purpuratus (purple sea urchin)
Lineage: Eukaryota; Metazoa; Echinodermata; Echinoidea; Camarodonta; Strongylocentrotidae
Product: piggyBac transposable element-derived protein 4-like
Exons: 1
Coding region: 1-429 (142 amino acids)
Source: RefSeq, a predicted model, not a curated record
AUGCCAAAGAAACCAACCAAGUAUGGAGUGAAAGUGUGGAUGAGAGCAGAUCCUGAAAAUAGUUAUUGCAACGAGUUUCAGGUUUAUACUGGGAGAGUAGUAAGAGACGUACAGGAGAAGGGUUUAUCUACCCGUGUUGUGCUUGACUUGUGUGAGAGGCUGGGAGGAUUGCAUCAUGUUAUCAACAUGGACAAUUUUUUCAGUUCUGUUGAAUUGUUUGAGAGGCUGAGAAGUAUGACUAUCUUCGCUCGAGGGACGGUUCGUAUCAACCGUAAAGGUUUACCACGCUAUCAUCUCUCCAGGACUCGUUUGGUGGAGCAAGGCGACUGUAACAUGGCUCAAAGAGGGAACAUGUCGGCCUACUCCUGGAAAGAUAAGCGUGCAAAAUCGCUGAAUAUGCACGACUCGAACAAACAGAGCCCUUCUUAA